AUGGAAGAUGUGUGCCUGUUGAAUGUUAAAGUAUGCUUUUUGCCGGACCGAAGUUUGGCCCCAUCGGUGUACUGCCAAGAUCUCCAGAAAGUAAGAGGAACAACCAGAGCCCAAUGGGAAGACGUUACCGGAUCAACUCCACUUACGUUUGUUAAUGAUUGUGUAUCCUUCACAACGACAGUUUCGGCCAGAUUUUGGCUAAUGGACUGCAGAAACAUUGGAGACGCCACAAAAAUGGCAACAGAGCUUUAUAAGGAAGCAAUCCAUGUUCCUUUCAUGGCAAAAUUCGUCGUAUUUGCGAAACGGAUAGACCCCCUAGAGGCCCGUCUCCGCGUCUUCUGCAUGACAGACGAUAAAGAAGACAAAACCCUCGAACAUCAGGAGCACUUUACAGAAGUUGCAAAAAGCAGGGAUGUGGAGGUACUCGAAGGCAAACCCCAGUACAUAGAGUUUGCAGGAAACUUGGUGCCAGUGACGAAGAGCGGAGAACAAUUGCAGUUCUCUUUUAGAGCGUUCCGGGAGAAUAGACUACCUUUUUCGGUGAGAGUGAAAGAUCAGCAUGCUGAAGCAGUCAGCAGAUGUUUGUUUAUGAAGGAAUCGAAGGUACCAAAGGGAGAACCUCCUCAACAACCGAUCUGCAUACUUAACAUAGUACUCCCAGACGAUAUAAUAUUUGAAACUAUAUCUUUAGCAGAUAACGACUCGAUUAAGAAGCACAUCCUUCUAUCAGAAAAUUUCGACUAUUACAGACCAGACCCCAGGUUAGCCGAUAUGAGCAACCUAUUAGGUGAAGACUGGGUACCUCUUGCCACGCAAUUGGGUCUAAGUCCAUCUGAAAUAAAUGUGAUUAAAUCAGAAUAUCCCGACAGUGUUGCAAAACAGGGACAGUCCAUGCUACGCAUGUGGCUGUCUCAGUCUGGUAACAAGGCCCAAACGAACAUUUUAGAAAGUGCCCUAAGAAAGAUAGGUAGGGAAGAUAUAAUACCUCAGUGCCUAAAUGUGGACCAAAAUGGUCAGACAAUUACCAGGAUAAGACAAGAGGAGAUAGGAAGAUAUAGACUGAAAAAAGAUAGUAGUUUAGAUAGGGACCGUAAAGAUAUAGGCACUAAAGCAGGAAGUGAUUCAAAUGAAACUUACAAAGUUCAUGACAAAUACUCUGCAGAAGAAAAAGCUGUAUCAGUAUCAGACGAAGAAGAAGACUUCAACAAAACAGUCACCGAACGGCGACAGCAAAUUGAAGAACGACUGUCGUCCGAAAGAACAAUUCCGGCAUCUUCACAGCGCGUUGAAAUUGUCCAGGAAAUUUGUUCUAUAAAACGACAAAGUCUCGUAGAAGACAAAAUCGCCGAGGUGCAAAAAAGUACGGAGGCGGUAAAACCACAACCAACCAUCAACACAGAAAUGUCGCCCGAAGGAGUCGUUUCGAAGACUACCGAAACUAUUACAAAAACCACAAUACCAUCUCAGUCGAUAGUCUCGGAAACGAUCGACGGGUCGACCGCGCAAGAUUUAAAAACAAUUACCACGACUAUAACCGAAACACGCACAACCCGAACAGAGGAAUACACGCACAAAACAGCUGAAGACUCUGAACUUUUGGAGGGAGUCACUAUGAGAUUUGAUGGCAAGAAGCCUAUGCCUAAAUUAUUGGCUGAUGAAGAUCCCAAAUCUCCCCACCUUUCGAAGACACCACCUCCGAGUCCUGCAGACUUUUUACUUCAAUCACAGGCAACCACAGUUCAAGCAGCAAGCGCAUCUCCUCAGGAUGAUGACGACUCUUUGGAUACUGAUGGUUUCCGCGAAGACCAAUAUCUUCUAGAGACUCCCACUCCGGGCGAGGAAGCCUCCCAGUUAGUAAAGUCAAGUUACAUAGGAGACUAUUCUAAUUUUCAUAAUAUAGACUUUCAAGAAGUCACUCCAUAUGAGGAUGUUUCUAAAUACUACAAGCAUCAGGUCAUGUUAUUGACUGGCCAACGCAAACGUUUAGCAUCUAUUGAAGAUUUAGAUACUGAUGUAGCAAAUGAAGAUAUUAAUUUGCCUUCCACUAGUUAUAAAUAUACAAAAGAUUCUAAAAUUACAUUAGAAAUAUUGAAACCUGAAAAGUUAUCGAUUCAUCAUUAUUUAUCACCAGAAGAGAAAGGCUCAAAAGACUCUAAAAAACCAGAGGAUUGGGAAAGAAAAGAGAAAAAGACUGUGGAGAGAUUACACGGUGGUGCAGGUAAAGAUAAAGUUCCACCAACAGAAGAAAAAAAUUACCUAAAAUCAAAAUCUGAUAGACAAAUAUCCCUAACCUAUAGUGGAAUAAAUACAGAAGGUAAUUCCUCGAAGGAUACAGAAAUACAAAUAUUUAAAAAGUCUAUUUCAAAUAGUGAAGACAUUGUUAAAAAUGAAAAAACUUCAAAAACACAACUUUCAUCCGAAAAAGAAACAGACACUACCGAACAAUUGGACCAAACUAACAUUGAUGGAAACAUAAAGCAAGUAACGCGAAGUACUUCUCCAUUAGCCAAAUCACAAAAUAAUAUUUCGCCUAAAACAGAACAACAUACUACUGAUUCAGAUAAACCCACCCUUGAACUUAUUAUUGGACGUAAGGAAGUACGUACUAAAGAGGCGCUAGCCACUGCAGAAAGUCGUUUAACGUUAUAUGGAACCAAGGACGUAGAAAUUUCAAUUAAAUCACAGUCACAUAUAUCGGUAACUACGAAAAGACGUGAUAAUUCUGGAAUGGAAACUUCCGAAAAAUUUGAUGUUGGUAUGUCUACCAAUGCAGGUAAUAAAGAGCCUGAAACGCCUGAUGAUAGCACCUAUGUUAAUAAACAGUAUGCUUAUAUAAUACCUCCAGUAAAACACGAGGAAAGAGAAGUAACACCUAAAAAACGCGAGGAAACCGUUAAUUUUAGUGGCACUAAGCAAGUGUAUACAUAUGAUAGUUCUAAAGAUAUUUCAGAUUCUCAGAUUUUUUCACCAGUAACUGAUGAAAGUAUGUCGCAUCAUAUUACAGAUACUGGUAUAUCUUUAACGAGGCGUACUUCGGAUACAUUAACUAGUCCUGUUAAACAACCACCUGGCAUGACGAUAAAUUUACCUACUACUGGAUUUGCAUCAGAUGGUGAUAUUGAAGAAUAUGAAUGUACUGAUGCAGGGUUAAGUCCAAUACAAGCUGAUGACAUUAUAUCACAUGAUUUGGAAGAAGAACUAACUCAUCUAACAGACACUGGAACAAGUCCUAUAGAGUUUCCAGAAUCCACUUCCAUUGCAAUUUCACAGAUUGAUACAUCAGAAGCUGGAACACUUACAGAUAACAUAGAAACCAAAGACGCUUCCUUAAGUCCUAUUAAACCAGAAGAAAGUUUGUAUUUAUCGGCUGACAAACUAAAAGAGGAAAAAGAUAUAUUGGUUUCUAGAAGAGCUUCCGGUGAGGUAAAGGCAAAAAUUAAAUUUUUAGAGGAUCAAUCCAAAUUGUCUUCUCCUCUCUUAAGAAAAAAACGAGAAUAUUUGGAUUCUGAAGAUGAUAUUUCUAGUAUGAAAGACGAAGAACUAAUAAGGUGUUCAACAGAAACAUUGGCACAAUUGGAUGAUGAUGAGUUUAAAACUGAAAUAGUUGAUGUAAACUCAGAAGCAAUUACUAUGGAUUUAUCAAAAAAACAAUUAGCAUUUUUACCCACUAAACAAGUGGGUAGAAAAAUUUCAGCUUUGCAAAAACUAUUUUCUGCCGAGACUGAAACACAUAAAACACCAACCAAUAAACUUAAAAAUGAUGAAAUACAAAGUACUUCAUUAACGCCUCAACCUUUUAAAUCAAAUAUGCCCAAAGAAGAAACCGUUAAAGAUGAAGACGAAAUGUCAAAAUCUGUACACGAUAGAAAACUUAUGUAUGAAAAUUUAAUUUCAAAAUCCUUGGAAAGCACCCCAACUAAAAAACAAAAACACGAGAUUAAGAAAGACAAAAACUUAACUGAAGAAGAACUUGCCACAUGCUUAAAAUCUAUUGAACAGCAAAUAAAAGAAGAAGAAAAAAGUUCAGAAAAAGAAAAGUCCUUACGACAUAUUACAAAGUUUAUGAAAGACUUAUUACAAACUCCAUCAGGACAACCUUGCAAUGAACCAGUAUGUCAAAAGGUUAUGAUAAAACCUAGAAUACCAGAUGACAAACAAAAUUUAGAAAAAUCUACAACUGAUCUUUCAGAAGAAUUAUCAAAUAUAAUUUUAGAUAAAUGUAACCUAAUUGAAAAAAUAAGAGGCCCAAAACCAAUAUCUGAAGCGUCUUGCAUAAAAGUUACAUUAGGUUUACUGUCACCACAGGAUGAUACACAAUAUGAUAAUAAUAUUUUAAUAAAAACAAAGCAUCAAAGUUUUAAAAGUGAAGUUAUCAAAGAGACAAAUUUGCACGAUCAAUCUCUUUUAACAACACCGAAAAACCGUGAAUCUAAAAAACAACAAAGUAUUUUAGUAAGUGAAAAUGUAAAUUUACAUCAACAAGAAAGCAAUGUUGCUCUUCAAAAUAGUUUAGACCUAAAAAAUAUAGAGGGAGAUACUAUUCAAUUAACAGAAGUAGAUGUUAAAAAAAUUAUGACAGAAAUGUUAGAAAUAUCAAAACAAAUAAGAGAAGAUGUAAAAGAACUUAAACCCGACUUGACACCAACACCCGAAGGGCAACUCAUAACAAUGCUUCCUUCCAGUUCAGCAAAACAACAACAGUUAAAUAAAAAUAUAGAAGAAACAAAUGCAAAACAAGAAUAUUCAAGGACAAAAGAAAUGUCUAAUAUAAUAGAAACUAAGCAGAUCAAUAAAAACAAUAUAAUACAUGUUGAAAUUUCAAAAACACAAAAUUUAACCCAUGAAAAAGUUAUUAAUUUUGAUGAAAAAUUUCUAUCUAAAACACAAGAAAUACCCACCCUUCAAAAAUUAAAAACACUUACCCAUGAAUCAUCAAUUACUAAAAAACCUUUAAGAGAAAUAAAAUCAUUAAGAAGCUUAGAUCAUAAAGUAAUUGAUCACGAAAAAUUACCAGUUGAUAAACCAAAAACACUCACACUUGAUAAAUUUUAUUCUGAUGACAAAUUUCCAGUUAAAAAUCAAAAAAGGCCUACACAAGAUACUUUAUGUCCCAUUGAAAAACCUUCUGAAGGCAUAAAAAGUCUUGAAGAUAAAUUAUUUGAUCCUAAUGAAAACAUACCAGUUCACAAACCAGUCACACCCACACAAGAUACAUUAACUCUCGAUAACAAAUUACCACUUGUAAAACCAAAAUCACUUGCACAUAAUACAUUAUUUUCUGCUGACAAAUCUUUUGAAGGCAUACAAAGCAUUGACGAUAAAUUGGUUGAUCUUAAAAAGGACAAGAAAAUGUCUCCUAAUGAUAAAUUACCAGUUAACAAACCAAAAACACCCAGACAAGAUACAUUAUCUCCCGAUGACAAAUUACAACUUAAAAAACCAAAAUCACCUACACAUGAUAAAUUAUCUUCUGAUGAAAAACUUUCUGAAGGCAUAAAAAUACUUGAUGAUAUAUUAGGUGAUCUUAAACAGGACAUAGAAAUGACUCCUAAUGACAAAUUACCACUUGAAAAACCAAAAUCACCAACACAUGAAAAAAUAUCUUCUGAUGAUCAAUUACCAGUUGACAAAUCCAAAACUUCCACACAAGAUACAUUAUCUCCCGAUGACAAAUUACAACUUAAAAAACCAAAAUCACCUACACAUGAAAAAUUAUCUCCUGAUGACCAAUUACCAGUUGAAAAACCAAAAAUUCCCACACAAGAUACAUUAUCUCCCGAUGACAAAUUACCACUUAAAAAAACAAAAUCACCUACACAAGACACAUUAUCUCCCGAUGACAAAUUACCACUUGAAAAACCAAAAUCACCUAUACAUAAUAAAUUAUCUUUUGAUGACAAAUUACCAGUUGUAAAAUCAAAAUCACCCACACAUGAAAAAUUAACUUUUGAUGACAAAUUACCACCUGAAAAACCAAUUUCACCUACACAUGAUAAAUUAUCUUCUGAUGAAAAACCUUUUGAAGGCAUAAACAGACUUGAUAAUAAAUUAGGUGAUCUUAAAGAGGACAUGCAAAUGACUUUUGAUGACAAAUUACCACUUAAAAAACCUAAAUCACCUAAACAUAAAAAAUUAUCUUCUUAUGACAAAUUACGAGUUGACAAACCAAAAACUCCCACACCAAAUACAUUAUCUUCCGAUGAGAAAUUACCUAUUAAAAAAUCAAAAUCACCUUCACAGGAAAAAUUAUCUAAUGACAAACUACCAGUUGAAAAACAAAAAUCAACUACACAUGAAAAAAUACCUUCUGAUGACCAAUUACCAGUUGACAAAUCGGAAACUCCCACACAAGAUACAUUAUCUCCCGUUGACAAAUCACCACUUAAAAAACCAAAAUCACCAACACAUGAUAAAUCAUCAUCUGAUGACAUAUUACCAGUUCACAAACCAAAAACUUCCACACAAGAUACAUUAUCUCCCGAUGACAAAUUAACUUCUGAUGAUAAAUUACCAGUUAACAAAUCAAAAACUUCAACACAAGAUAAAUUAUCUCCCGAUGACAAAUUAAUUUCUGAUGAUAAAUUACCAGUUGAUACAUCAAAAUCACCUAAACAUAAUAAAUUACCUCCCGAUGACAAAUUACCACUUGAAAAACCAAAAUCACCAACACAUGAAAAAAUAUCUCCCGAUGACAAAUUACCACUUGAAAAACCAAUAUCACCUACACAUGAUAAAUUAUCUCCCGAUAAAAAAUUACCACUUGAAAAACCUAUAUCACCUUCACAUGAUAAAUUAUCUUCUGAUGACAAAUUACCAGUUCACAAACGAAAAACUUCCACACAAGAUGACAAAUUAAAACUUGGAAAACCAAAAUCACCUACACAUGAAAAAUUAUCUCCUGAUGACCAAUUACCAGUUGAAAAACCAAAAAUUUCCACUCAAGAUACAUUAUCUCCAGAUGAAAAAUUACCACUUGAAAAACCAAAAUCACCCACACAUGAAAAAUUAUGUUCUUACGACAAAUUACGGGUUGACAUACCAAAAACUUCCACACCAGAUACAUUAUCUCCCGAUAAGAAAUUACCACUUGAAAAACCAAAAUCAACUACACAUGAAAAAUUUACUUCUGAUGAAAAAUUACCAGUUGACAAACCAAAAUCACCUAAACCUGAUAAAUUAUCUUCUGAUGAAAAACCUGAAAGUAUAAAAAGACUUGAUUUAUUAGGUGAUCUUAAAGAGGAAAUAAAAAUGACUCCUUAUGACAAAUUACCACUUAAAAAACCAAAAUCACCCACACAUGAAAAAUUAACUUCUGAUGACAAAUUACCAGUUGAUAAACCUAUAUUACCUACACAUGAUAAAUUAUCUCCCGAUGACAAAUUUCCUCUUGAAAAACCUAUUUCACCUCCACAUGAUAAAUUAUCUUCUGAUGACAAAUUACCAGUUGAAAAACCGAAAACUUCCACCCCAGAUACAUUAUCUCCCAAUGACAAAUUACCAGUUGAAAAACCAAAACCAACUACACAUGAAAAAUUAACUUCUGAUGAAAAAUUACCAGUUGAAAAAUCAAAAUCACCUAAACCUGAUAAAUUAUCUUCUGAUGACAAAUUACGAAUUGACAAAUCAAAAACUCCCACACAAGAUACAUUAUCUUCCGAUGACAAAUUACCACUUGAAAAACCAAUAUCACCUACACAUGAUAAAUUAUCUUUUGAUGAAAAUCCUUCUGAUGGCCUAAAAAGGCAUGAAGAUAUAUUAGGUGAUCUUGAAGAGGACAUAAAAAUGACUCCUAAUGACAAAUUACCACUUGAAAAACCAAUAUCACGUACACAUGAUAAAUUAUCUCCGGAUGACAAAUUACCAGUUGAAAAACCUUUAUCACCUACACAUGAUAAAUUAUCCUCUGAUGACAAAUUACCAGUUGAAAAACCAAAAUCACGAACACAUGAUAAAUUAUCGUCUAAUGACAUAUUACCAGUUCACAAACCAAAAACUUUCACACAAGAUAUACUAUCUACCAAUGAUAAAUUAUCUCCCGAUGACAAAUUACCACUUGAUAAAUUAUCUUCUGAUGAAAAACUUUCUGAAGGCAUAAAAAGACUUGAUGAUAUAUUAGGUGAUCUUAAAGAGGACAUAAAAAUGACUCCUAAUGACAAAUUACCACUUGAAAAACCAAAAUCACCAACAUAUGAAAAAAUAUCUUCUGAUGACCAAUUACCAGUUGACAAAUCCAAAACUUUCACACAAGAUACGAAUUAUGAUGACAAAUUACAACUUGAAGAACAAAAAUCACCUACACAUGAAAAAUUAUAUUCUAAUAAAAAACCUUCUGAAGGCAUAAAAAGAAUUGAUGAUAUAUUAAUUGAUCUUAAAAAGAACAUAAAAAUAACUCCUGAUGAAAAAUUAUCACCUAAAAAACCAAAAUCAACAACACAUGAAAAAAUAUCUUCUGAUAACCAAUUACCAGUUGACAAAUCGGAAACUCCCACACAAGAUACAUUAUCUCCCGUUGACAAAUCACCACUUGAAAAACCAAAAUCACCAACACAUGAUAUAUUAUCGUCUGGUGACAUAUUACCAGUUCACAAACCAAAAACUUCCACACAAGAUACAUUAUCUCCCGAUGAAAAAUUAACUUCUGAUGAUAAAUUACCAGUUGACAAAUCAAAAACUUCCACACAAGAUACAUUAUCUCCCGAUGACAAAUUAACUUCUAAUGAUAAAUUACCAGUUGACAAAUCAAAAACUGCCACACAAGAUACAUUAUCUCCCGAUGACAAAUUACCACUUGAAAACCCUAUAUCACCUAUACAUGAUAAAUUAUCUUCUGAUGACAAAUUACCACUUGAAAAACUAAAAUCACCUACACAUGAAAAAUUAACUUCUGAUGAGCAGUUACCAACACAUGAUAAAUUAUCGUCUGAUGACAUAUUACCAGUUCACAAACCAAAAACUUCCACACAGGAUGCAUUAUCUCCCGAUGAGAAAUUAUCACUUGAAAAAUCUAUAUCAACUUCACAUGAUAAAUUAUCUUCUGAUGACAAAUUACCAGUUGAAAAACCAAAAUCACCAACACAUGAUAAAUUAUCGUCUGAUGACAUAUUACCAGUUCACAAACGAAAAACUUCCACACAGGAUGACAAAUUAAAAUUUGAAAAACCAAAAUCACCUACAUAUGAAAAAUUAUCUCCUGAUGACCAAUUACCAGUUAAAAACCCAAAAAUUUCCACUCCAGAUGACAAAUUACCACUUGAAAAACCAAAAUCACCCACACAUGAAAAAUUAUCUUCUUAUGACAAAUUGCGGGUUGACAAACCAACACCUCCCACACCAGAUACAUUAUCUCCCGAUGAGAAAUUACCACUUGAAAAACCAAAAUCAACUUCACAUGAUAAAUUAUCUUCUGAUAAAAAACCUUCUGAAGGCAUAAAAAGACUUGAUUUAUUAGGUGAUCUUAAAGAGGAAAUAAAAAUGACUCCCGAUGUCAAAUUACCACUUGAAAAACCAACAUCACCUGUACAUAAUAAAUUAUCUUUUAAUGACAAAUUAGCAGUUGUAAAAUCAAAAUCACCUACACAUGAAAAACUAACUUUUGAUGACAAAUUACCACCUGAAAAACCAAUUUCACCUACACAUGAUAAAUUAUCUUCUGAUGAAAAACCUUCUGAAGGCAUAAAAAGACUUGAUAAUAAAUUAGGUGAUAUUAAAGAGGACAUGAAAAUGACUUCUGAUGACAAAUUACCGCUUGAAAAACCUAAAUCACCUAAACAUGAAAAAUUAUCUUCUUAUGACAAAUUACGAGUUGACAAACCAAAAAUUCCCACACCAGAUACAUUAUCUUCCGAUGAGAAAUUACCACUUGAAAAAUCAAAAUCACCUUUACAGGAAAAAUUAUCUUCUAAUGACAAACUACCAGUUGAAAAACCAAAAUCAACUACACAUGAAAAAAUACCUUCUGAUGACCAAUUACCAGUUGACAAAUCGGAAACUCCCACACAAGAUACAUUAUCUCCUGUUGACAAAUCACCACUUGAAAAACCAAAAUCACCAACACAUGAUAAAUUAUCGUCUGAUGACAUAUUACCAGUUCACAAACCAAAAACUUCCAUACAAGAUACAUUAUCUCCCGAUGACAAAUUAACUUCUGAUGAUAAAUUACCAGUUGACAAAUCAAAAACUUCCACACAAGAUACAUUAUCUCCCGAUGACAAAUUAACUUCUGAUGAUAAAUUACCAGUUGACACAUCAAAAUCACCUAAACAUGAUAAAUUAUCUCCCGAUGAGAAAUUACCACUUGAAAAACCAAAAUCACCAACACAUGAAAAAAUAUCUCCCGAUGACAAAUUACUACUUGAAAAACCAAUAGCAGCUACACAUGAUAAAUUAUCUCCCGAUGACAAAUUACCACUUGAAAAAUCUAUAUCACCUUCACAUGAUAAAUUAUCUUCUGAUGACAAAUUAACAGUUGAAAUAACAAAAUCACCAACCCAUGAUAAAUUAUCGUCUGAUGACAUAUUACCAGUUCACAAACGAAAAACUUCCACACAAGAUGACAAAAUAAAACUUGAAAAACCAAAAUCACCUACAUAUGAAAAAUUAUCUCCUGAUGACCAAUUACUAGUUGAAAAACCAAAAAUUUCCACUCAAGAUACAUUAUCUCCAGAUGACAAAUUACCACUUGAAAAACCAAAAUCACCCACACAUCAAAAAUUAUCUUUUUAUGACAAAUUACGGGUUGACAAACCAAAAACUCCCACACCAGAUACAUCAUCUCCCGAUGAGAAAUUACCACUUGAAAAACCAAAAACUUCUGAUGAAAAAUUACCAGUUGACAAACCAAAAUCACCUAAACCUGAUAAAUUAUCUUCUGAUGAAAAACCUUUUGAAGGCAUAAAAAGACUUCAUUUAUUAGGUGAUCUUAAAGAGGAAAUAAAAAUAACUCCCAAUGACAAAUUACCACUUAAAAAACCAAAAUCAUCCACACAUGAAAAAUUAACUUCUGAUGACGAAUUACCAGUUGAAAAACCUAUAUCACCUACACAUGAUAAAUUAUCUUCCGAUGACAAAUUUCCACUUGAAAAACCUAUUUCACCUUCACAUGAUAAAUUAUCUUCUGAUGACCAAUUACCAGUUGACAAAUCAAAAACUCCCACACAAGAUACAUUAUCUCCCGAUGACAAAUUACCACUUGAAAAAACAAUAUCACCUACACAUGAUAAAUUAUCUCCCGAUAACAAAUUACCACUUGAAAAACCUAUACAUGAUAAAUUAUCUUCCGAUGAAAAAUUACCACUUGAAAAACCUAUACAUGAUAAAUUAUCUUCUGAUGACAAAUUACCAGUUGAAAACCCAAAAUCACCAACACAUGAUAAAUUAUCGUCUGAUGACAUAUUACCAGUUCACAAACGAAAAACUUCCACACAAGAUGAGAAAUUAAAAUUUGAAAAACCAAAAUCACCUACAUAUGAAAAAUUAUCUCCUGAUGACCAAUUACCAGUUGAAAAACCAAAAAUUUCCACUCCAGAUGACAAAUUACCACUUGAAAAACCAAAAUCACCAACACAUGAAAAAUUAUCUUCUUAUGACAAAUUACGGAAAUUACCACUUGAAAAACCAAAAUCGACUUCACAUGAAAAAUAUACUUCUGAUGAAAAAUUACCAGUUGACAAACCAAAAUCACCUAAACCCGAUAAAUUAUCUUCUGAUAAAAAACCUUUUGAUGACAAAUUACCGCUUGAAAAACCUAAAUCACCUAAACAUGAAAAAUUAUCUUCUUAUGACAAAUUACGAGUUGACAAACCAAAAACUCCCACACCAGAUACAUUAUCUUCCGAUGAGAAAUUACCACUUGAAAAAUCAAAAUCACCUUCACAGGAAAAAUUAUCUUCUAAUGACAAACAACCAGUUGAAAAACCAAAAUCAACUACACAUGAAAAAAUACUUUCUGAUGACCAAUUACCAGUUGACAAAUCGGAAACUCCCACACAAGAUACAUUAUCUUCCGUUGACAAAUCAACACUUGAAAAACCAAAAUCACCAACACAUGAUAAAUUAUCGUCUGAUGACAUAUUACCAGUUCACAAACCAAAAACUUCCACACAAGAUACAUUAUCUCCCGAUGAUAAAUUAACUUCUGAUUAUAAAUUACCAGUUGACAAAUCAAAAACUUCCACACAAGAUACAUUAUCUCCCGAUGACAAAUUAACUUCUGAUGAUAAAUUACCAGUUGACACAUCAAAAUCACCUAAACAUGAUAAAUUAUCUCCCGAUGACAAAUUACCACUUGAAAAACCAAAAUCACCAACACAUGAAAAAUUAUCUCCCGAUGACAAAUUACCAGUUGAAAAACCAAAAUCACAAACACAUGAUAAAUUAUCGUCUGAUGACAUAUUACCAGUUCACAAACGAAAAACUUCCACACAAGAUGACAAAUUAAAACUUGAAAAACCAAAAUCACCUACAUAUGAAAAAUUAUCUCCUGAUGACCAAUUACUAGUUGAAAAACCAAAAAUUUCCACUCAAGAUACAUUAUCUUCAGAUGACAAAUUACCACUUGAAAAACCAAAAUCACCCACGCAUGAAAAAUUAUCUUCUUAUGACAAAUUACGGGUUGACAAACCAAAAACCCCCACACCAGAUACAUCAUCUCCCGAUGAGAAAUUACCACUUGAAAAACCAAAAACUUCUGAUGAAAAAUUACCAGUUGACAAACCAAAAUCACCUAAACCUGAUAAAUUAUUUUCUGAUGAAAAACCUUCUGAAGGCAUAAAAAGACUUGAUUUAUUAGGUGAUCUUAAAGAGGAAAUAAAAAUAACUCCCAAUGACAAAUUACCACUUAAAAAACCAAAAUCACCCACGCAUGAAAAAUUAACUUCUGAUGACAAAUUACCAGUUGAAAAACCUAUUUCACCUACACAUGAUAAAUUAUCUCCCGAUGACAAAUUUCCACAUGAAAAACCUAUUUCACCUUCACAUGAUAAAUUAUCUUCUGAUGACCAAUUACCAGUUGAUAAAUCAAAAACUCCCACACAAGAUACAUUAUCUCCCGAUGACAAAUUACCACUUGAAAAAACAAUAUUACUUACACAUGAUAAAUUAUCUCCCGAUGACAAAUUACCACUUGAAAAACCUAUACAUGAUAAAUUAUCUCCCGAUGACAAAUUACCGCUUGAAAAACCUAAAUCACCGAAACAUGAAAAAUUAUCUUCUUAUGACAAAUUAGGAGUUGACAAACCAAAAACUCCCACACCAGAUACAUUAUCUUCCGAUGAGAAAUUACCACUUGAAAAAUCAAAAUCACCUUCACAGGAAAAAUUAUCUUCUAAUGACAAACUACCAGUCGAAAAACCAAAAUCAACUACACAUGAAAAAAUACUUUCUGAUGACCAAUUACCAGUUGACAAAUCGGAAACUCCCACACAAGAUACAUUAUCUCCCGAUGACAAAUUACCACUUGAAAAAUCUAUAUCAGCUUCACAUGAUAAAUUAUCUUCUGAUGACAAAUUACCACUUGAAAAACCAAAAUCACACACACAUGAAAAAUUAUCUUCUUAUGACAAAUUACGGGUUGACAAACCAAAAACUCCCACACCAGAUACAUCAUCUCCCGAUGAGAAAUUACCACUUGAAAAACCAAAAACUUCUGAUGAAAAAUUACCAGUUGACAAACCAAAAUCACCAACACAUGAUAAAUUUUCGUCUGAUAACAUAUUACCAGUUUACAAACCAAAAACUUCCACACAAGAUACAUUAUCUCCCGAUGACAAAUUACCACUUGAAAAAACAAUAUCACCUACACAUGAUAAAUUAUCUCCCGAUGACAAAUUACCACUUGAAAAAAUAAUAUCACCUACACAUGAUAAAUUAUCUUCUGAUGACAAAUUACCACUUGAAAAACUAAAAUCACCUACACAUGAAAAAUUAACUUCUGAUGACCAGUUACCAACACAUGAUAAAUUAUCGUCUGAUGACAUAUUACCAGUUCACAAACGAAAAACUUCCACACAAGAUGACAAAUUAAAAUUUGAAAAACCAAAAUCACCUACAUAUGAAAAAUUAUCUCCUGAUGACCAAUUACCAGUUGAAAAACCAAAAAUUUCCACUACAGAUGACAAAUUACCACUUGAAAAACCAAAAUCACCCACACAUGAAAAAUUAUCUUUUUAUGACAAAUUACGGGUUGACAAACCAAAAACUCCCACACCAGAUACAUUAUCUCCCGAUGAGAAAUUACCACUUGAAAAACCAAAAUCAACUUCACAUGAAAAAUUUACUUCUGAUGAAGAAUUACCAGUUGUAAAAUCAAAAUCACCUACACAUGAAAAAUUAUCUUCUGAUGAAAAACUUUCUGAAGGCAUAAAAAGACUUGAUAAUAAAUUAGGUGAUAUUAAAGAGGACAUGAAAAUGACUUCUGAUGACAAAUUACCGCUUGAAAAACCUAAAUCACCUAAACAUGAAAAAUUAUCUUCUUAUGACAAAUUACGAGUUGACAAACCAAAAACUCCCACACCAGAUACAUUAUCUUCCGAUGAGAAAUUACCACUUGAAAAAUCAAAAUCACCUUCACAGGAAAAAUUAUCUUCUAAUGACAAACUACCAGUCGAAAAACCAAAAUCAACUACACAUGAAAAAAUACUUUCUGAUGACCAAUUACCAGUUGACAAAUCGGAAUCUCCCACACAAGAUAAAUUAUCUCCCGUUGACAAAUCACCACUUGAAAAACCAAAAUCACCAACACAUGAUAAAUUAUCGUUUGAUGACAUAUUACCAGUUCACAAACCAAAAACUUCCACACAAGAUACAUUAUCUCCCGAUGACAAAUUAACUUCUAAAGAUAAAUUACCAGUUGACAAAUCAAAAACUUCCACACAAGAUACAUUAUCUCUCGAUGACAAAUUAACUUCUGAUGAUAAAUUACCAGUUGACACAUCAAAAUCACCUAAACAUGAUAAAUUAUCUCCCGAUGACAAAUUAUCACUUGAAAAACCAAAAUCACCAACACAUGAAAAAAUAUCUCCCGAUGACAUAUUACCACUUGAAAAACCAAUAUCAGAUACACAUGAUAAAUUAUCUCCCGAUGACAAAUUACCACUUGAAAAAUCUAUAUCACCUUCACAUGAUAAAUUAUCUUCUGAUGACAAAUUACCAGUUGAAAAACCAAAAUCACCAACACAUGAUAAAUUAUCGUCUGAUGACAUAUUACCAGUUCACAAACGAAAAACUUCCACACAAGAUGACAAAUUACCACUUGAAAAAUCAAAAUCACCCACACAUGAAAAAUUAUCUUCUUAUGACAAAUUACGGGUUGACAAACCAAAAACUCACACACCAGAUACGUCAUCUCCCGAUGAGAAAUUACCACUUGAAAAACCAAAAACUUCUGAUGAAAAAUUACCAGUUGACAAACCAAAAUCACCUAAACCUGAUAAAUUAUCUUCUGAUGAAAAACCUUCUGAAGGCAUAAAAAGACUUGAUUUAUUAGGUGAUCUUAAAGAGGAAAUAAAAAUAACUCCCAAUGACAAAUUACCACUUAAAAAACCAAAAUCACCCACACAUGAAAAAUUAACUUCUGAUGACAAAUUACCAGUUAAAAAACCUAUUUCACCUACACAUGAUAAAUUAUCUCCCGAUGACAAAUUUCCACUUGAAAAACCUAUUUCACCUUCAAAUGAUAAAUUAUCUUCUGAUGACCAAUUAACAGUUGACAAAUCAAAAACUCCCACACAAGAUACAUUAUCUCCCGAUGACAAAUUACCACUUGAAAAAAUAAUAUCACCUACACAUGAUAAAUUAUCUUCCGAUAACAAAUUACCACUUGAAAAACCUAUACAUGAUAAAUUAUCUUCUGAUGACAAAUUACCACUUGAAAAACUAAAAUCACCUACACAUGAAAAAUUAACUUCUGAUGACCAGUUACCAACACAUGAUAAAUUAUCGUCUGAUGACAUAUUACCAGUUCACAAACCAAAAACUUCCACACAAGAUACAUUAUCUCCCGAUGACAAAUUACCACUUGAAAAAUCUAUAUCACCUUCACAUGAUAAAUUAUCUUCUGAUGACAAAUUACCAGUUGAAAAACCAAAAUCACCAACACAUGAUAAAUUAUCGUCUGAUGACAUAUUACCAGUUCACAAACGAAAAACUUCCACACAAGAUGACAAAUUAAAAUUUGAAAAACCAAAAUCACCUACAUAUGAAAAAUUAUCUCCUGAUGACCAAUUACCAGUUGAAAACCCAAAAAUUUCCACUACAGAUGACAAAUUACCACUUGAAAAACCAAAAUCACCCACACAUGAAAAAUUAUCUUCUUAUGACAAAUUACGGGUUGACAAACCAAAAACUCCCACACCAGAUACAUUAUCUCCCGAUGAGAAAUUACCACUUGAAAAACCAAAAUCAACUUCACAUGAAAAAUUUACUUCUGAUGAAGAAUUACCAGUUGUAAAAUCAAAAUCACCUACACAUGAAAAAUUAUCUUCUGAUGAAAAACUUUCUGAAGGCAUAAAAAGACUUGAUAAUAAAUUAGGUGAUAUUAAAGAGGACAUGAAAAUGACUUCUGAUGACAAAUUACCGCUUGAAAAACCUAAAUCACCUAAACAUGAAAAAUUAUCUUCUUAUGACAAAUUACGAGUUGACAAACCAAAAACUCCCACACCAGAUACAUUAUCUUCCGAUGAGAAAUUACCACUUGAAAAAUCAAAAUCACCUUCACAGGAAAAAUUAUCUUCUAAUGACAAACUACCAGUCGAAAAACCAAAAUCAACUACACAUGAAAAAAUACUUUCUGAUGACCAAUUACCAGUUGACAAAUCGGAAUCUCCCACACAAGAUAAAUUAUCUCCCGUUGACAAAUCACCACUUGAAAAACCAAAAUCACCAACACAUGAUAAAUUAUCGUUUGAUGACAUAUUACCAGUUCACAAACCAAAAACUUCCACACAAGAUACAUUAUCUCCCGAUGACAAAUUAACUUCUAAAGAUAAAUUACCAGUUGACACAUCAAAAUCACCUAAACAUGAUAAAUUAUCUCCCGAUGACAAAUUAUCACUUGAAAAACCAAAAUCACCAACACAUGAAAAAAUAUCUCCCGAUGACAUAUUACCACUUGAAAAACCAAUAUCAGAUACACAUGAUAAAUUAUCUCCCGAUGACAAAUUACCACUUGAAAAAUCUAUAUCACCUUCACAUGAUAAAUUAUCUUCUGAUGACAAAUUACCAGUUGAAAAACCAAAAUCACCAACACAUGAUAAAUUAUCGUCUGAUGACAUAUUACCAGUUCACAAACGAAAAACUUCCACACAAGAUGACAAAUUACCACUUGAAAAAUCAAAAUCACCCACACAUGAAAAAUUAUCUUCUUAUGACAAAUUACGGGUUGACAAACCAAAAACUCACACACCAGAUACAUCAUCUCCCGAUGAGAAAUUACCACUUGAAAAACCAAAAACUUCUGAUGAAAAAUUACCAGUUGACAAACCAAAAUCACCUAAACCUGAUAAAUUAUCUUCUGAUGAAAAACCUUCUGAAGGCAUAAAAAGACUUGAUUUAUUAGGUGAUCUUAAAGAGGAAAUAAAAAUAACUCCCAAUGACAAAUUACCACUUAAAAAACCAAAAUCACCCACACAUGAAAAAUUAACUUCUGAUGACAAAUUACCAGUUAAAAAACCUAUUUCACCUACACAUGAUAAAUUAUCUCCCGAUGACAAAUUUCCACUUGAAAAACCUAUUUCACCUUCAAAUGAUAAAUUAUCUUCUGAUGACCAAUUACCAGUUGACAAAUCAAAAACUCCCACACAAGAUACAUUAUCUCCCGAUGACAAAUUACCACUUGAAAAAACAAUAUCACCUACACAUGAUAAAUUAUCUCCCGAUGACAAAUUACCACUUGAAAAACCGAUACAUGAUAAAUUAUCUUCUGAUGACAAAUUACCACUUGAAAAACUAAAAUCACCUACACAUGAAAAAUUAACUUCUGAUGACCAGUUACCAACACAUGAUAAAUUAUCGUCUGAUGACAUAUUACCAGUUCACAAACCAAAAACUUCCACACAAGAUACAUUAUCUCCCGAUGACAAAUUACCACUUGAAAAAUCUAUAUCACCUUCACAUGAUAAAUUAUCUUCUGAUGACAAAUUACCAGUUGAAAAACCAAAAUCACCAACACAUGAUAAAUUAUCGUCUGAUGACAUAUUACCAGUUCACAAACGAAAAACUUCCACACAAGAUGACAAAUUAAAAUUUGAAAAACCAAAAUCACCUACAUAUGAAAAAUUAUCUCCUGAUGACCAAUUACCAGUUGAAAACCCAAAAAUUUCCACUACAGAUGACAAAUUACCACUUGAAAAACCAAAAUCACCCACACAUGAAAAAUUAUCUUCUUAUGACAAAUUACGGGUUGACAAACCAAAAACUCCCACACCAGAUACAUUAUCUCCCGAUGAGAAAUUACCACUUGAAAAACCAAAAUCAACUUCACAUGAAAAAUUUACUUCUGAUGAAGAAUUACCAGUUGUAAAAUCAAAAUCACCUACACAUGAAAAAUUAUCUUCUGAUGAAAAACUUUCUGAAGGCAUAAAAAGACUUGAUAAUAAAUUAGGUGAUAUUAAAGAGGACAUGAAAAUGACUUCUGAUGACAAAUUACCGCUUGAAAAACCUAAAUCACCUAAACAUGAAAAAUUAACUUCUUAUGACAAAUUACGAGUUGACAAACCAAAAACUCCCACACCAGAUACAUUAUCUUCCGAUGAGAAAUUACCACUUGAAAAAUCAAAAUCACCUUCACAGGAAAAAUUAUCUUCUAAUGACAAACUACCAGUCGAAAAACCAAAAUCAACUACACAUGAAAAAAUACUUUCUGAUGACCAAUUACCAGUUGACAAAUCGGAAUCUCCCACACAAGAUAAAUUAUCUCCCGUUGACAAAUCACCACUUGAAAAACCAAAAUCACCAACACAUGAUAAAUUAUCGUUUGAUGACAUAUUACCAGUUCACAAACCAAAAACUUCCACACAAGAUACAUUAUCUCCCGAUGACAAAUUAACUUCUAAAGAUAAAUUACCAGUUGACAAAUCAAAAACUUCCACACAAGAUACAUUAUCUCUCGAUGACAAAUUAACUUCUGAUGAUAAAUUAUCUCCCGAUGACAAAUUACCACUUGAAAAACCAAAAUCACCAACACAUGAAAAAAUAUCUCCCGAUGACAUAUUACCACUUGAAAAACCAAUAUCAGAUACACAUGAUAAAUUAUCUCCCGAUGACAAAUUACCACUUGAAAAAUCUAUAUCACCUUCACAUGAUAAAUUAUCUUCUGAUGACAAAUUACCAGUUGAAAAACCAAAAUCACCAACACAUGAUAAAUUAUCGUCUGAUGACAUAUUACCAGUUCACAAACGAAAAACUUCCACACAAGAUGACAAAUUACCAAUUGAAAAACCAAAAACUUCUGAUGAAAAAUUACCAGUUGACAAACCAAAAUCACCUAAACCUGAUAAAUUAUCUUCUGAUGAAAAACCUUCUGAAGGCAUAAAAAGACUUGAUUUAUUAGGUGAUCUUAAAGAGGAAAUAAAAAUAACUCCCAAUGACAAAUUACCACUUAAAAAACCAAAAUCACCCACACAUGAAAAAUUAACUUCUGAUGACAAAUUACCAGUUAAAAAACCUAUUUCACCUACACAUGAUAAAUUAUCUCCCGAUGACAAAUUUCCACUUGAAAAACCUAUUUCACCUUCAAAUGAUAAAUUAUCUUCUGAUGACCAAUUACCAGUUGACAAAUCAAAAACUCCCACACAAGAUACAUUAUCUCCCGAUGACAAAUUACCACUUGAAAAAACAAUAUCACCUACACAUGAUAAAUUAUUUCCCGAUGACAAAUUACCACUUGAAAAACCUAUACAUGAUAAAUUAUCUUCUGAUGACAAAUUACCACUUGAAAAACUAAAAUCACCUACACAUGAAAAAUUAACUUCUGAUGACCAGUUACCAACACAUGAUAAAUUAUCGUCUGAUGACAUAUUACCAGUUCACAAACCAAAAACUUCCACACAAGAUACAUUAUCUUCCGAUGACAAAUUACCACUUGAAAAAUCUAUAUCACCUUCACAUGAUAAAUUAUCUUCUGAUGACAAAUUACCAGUUGAAAAACCAAAAUCACCAACACAUGAUAAAUUAUCGUCUGAUGACAUAUUACCCGUUCACAAACGAAAAACUUCCACACAAGAUGACAAAUUAAAAUUUGAAAAACCAAAAUCACCUACAUAUGAAAAAUUAUCUCCUGAUGACCAAUUACCAGUUGAAAAACCAAAAAUUUCCACUCCAGAUGACAAAUUACCACUUAAAAAACCAAAAUCACCCACACAUGAAAAAUUAUCUUCUUAUGACAAAUUACGGGUUGACAAACCAAAAACUCCCACACCAGAUACAUUAUCUCCCGAUGAGAAAUUACCACUUGAAAAACUAAAAUCAACUUCACAUGAAAAAUUUACUUCUGAUGAAGAAUUACCAGUUGACAAACCAAAAUCAACUAAACCUGAUAAAUUAUCUUCUGAUAAAAAACCUUCUGAAGGCAUAAAAAGACUUGAUUUAUUAGGUGAUCUUAAAGAGGAAAUAAAAAUGACUCCCGAUGACAAAUUACCACUUGAAAAACCAAAAUCACCUGUACAUAAUAAAUUAUCUUUUAAUGACAAAUUACCAGUUGUAAAAUCAAAAUCACCUACACAUGAAAAAUUAUCUUCUGAUGAAAUACCUUCUGAAGGCAUAAAAAGACUUGAUAAUAAAUUAGGUGAUAUUAAAGAGGACAUGAAAAUGACUUCUGAUGACAAAUUACCGCUUAAAAAACCUAAAUCACCUAAACAUGAAAAAUUAUCUUCUUAUGACAAAUUACGAAAAUUACCACUUGAAAAAUCAAAAUCACCUUCACAGGAAAAAUUAUCUUCUAAUGACAAACUACCAGUUGAAAAACCAAAAUCAACUACACAUGAAAAAAUCCUUUCUGAUGACCAAUUACCAGUUGACAAAUCGGAAACUCCCACACAAGAUACAUUAUCUCCCGUUGACAAAUCACCACUUGAAAAACCAAAAUCACCAAUACAUGAUAAAUUAUCGUCUGAUGACAUAUUACCAGUUCACAAACCAAAAACUUCCACACAAAAUACAUUAUCUCCCGAUGACAAAUUAACUUCUGAUAAUAAAUUACCAGUUGACAAAUCAAAAACUUUCACACAAGAUACAUUAUCUCCCGAUGACAAAUUAACUUCUGAUGAUAAAUUACCAGUUGACACAUCAAAAUCACCUAAACAUGAUAAAUUAUCUCCUGAUAACAAAUUACCACUUGAAAAACCAAAAUCACCAACACAUGAAAAAAUAUCUUCCGAUGACAAAUUACCACUUGAAAAACCAAUAUUAGAUACACAUGAUAAAUUAUCUCCCGAUGACAAAUUACCACUUGAAAAAUCUAUAUCACCUUCACAUGAUAAAUUAUCUUCUGAUGACAAAUUACCAGUUGAAAAACCAAAAUCACCACCACAUGAUAAAUUAUCGUCUGAUGACAUAUUACCAGUUCACAAACGAAAAACUUCCACACAAAAUACAUUAUCUCCCGAUGACAAAUUAACUUCUGAUGAUAAAUUACCAGUUGACAAAUCAAAAACUUUCACACAAGAUACAUUAUCUCCCGAUGACAAAUUAACUUCUGAUGAUAAAUUACCAGUUGACACAUCAAAAUCACCUAAACAUGAUAAAUUAUCUCCCGAUGACAAAUUACCACUUGAAAAACCAAAAUCACCAACACAUGAAAAAAUAUCUUCCGAUGACAAAUUACCACUUGAAAAACCAAUAUUAGAUACACAUGAUAAAUUAUCUCCCGAUGACAAAUUACCACUUGAAAAAUCUAUAUCACCUUCUCAUGAUAAAUUAUCUUCUGAUGACAAAUUACCAGUUGAAAAACCAAAAUCACCAACACAUCAUAAAUUAUCGUCUGAUGACAUAUUACCAGUUCACAAACGAAAAACUUCCACACAAGAUGACAAAUUAAAACUUGAAAAACCAAAAUCACGUAAAUAUGAAAAAUUAUCUCCUGAUGACCAAUUACUAGUUGAAAAACCAAAAAUUUCCACUCAAGAUACAUUAUCUUCAGAUGACAAAUUACCACUUAAAAAACCAAAAUCACACACACAUGAAAAAUUAUCUUCUUAUGACAAAUUACGGGUUGACAAACCAAAAACCCCCACACCAGAUACAUCAUCUCCCGAUGAGAAAUUACCACUUGAAAAACCAAAAACUUCUGAUGAAAAAUUACCAGUUGACAAACCAAAAUCACCUAAACCUGAUAAAUUAUCUUCUGAUGAAAAACCUUCUGAAGGCAUAAAAAGACUUGAUUUAUUAGGUGAUCUUAAAGAGGAUAUAAAAAUAACUCCCAAUGACAAAUUACCACUUAAAAAACCAAAAUCACCCACACAUGAAAAAUUAACUUCUGAUGACAAAUUACCAGUUGAAAAACCUAUUUCACCUACACAUGAUAAAUUAUCUCCCGAUGACAAAUUUCCACUUGAAAAACCUAUUUCACCUUCACAUGAUAAAUUAUCUUCUGAUGACCAAUUACCAGUUGACAAAUCAAAAACUCCCACACAAGAUACAUUAUCUCCCGAUGACAAAUUACCACUUGAAAAAACAAUAUCACCUACACAUGAUAAAUUAUCUCCCGAUGACAAAUUACCACUUAAAAAAACAAUAUCACCUACACAUGAUAAAUUAUCUCCCGAUGACAAAUUACCACUUGAAAAACCUAUACAUGAUAAAUUAUCUUCUGAUGACAAAUUACCACUUGAAAAACUAAAAUCACCUACACAUGAAAAAUUAACUUCUGAUGACCAGUUACCAACACAUUAUAAAUUAUCGUCUGAUGACAUAUUACCAGUUCACAAACCAAAAACUUUCACACAAGAUACAUUAUCUCCCGAUGUUAAAUUACCACUUGAAAAAUUUAUAUCACCUUCACAUGAUAAAUUAUCGUCUGAUGACAUAUUACCAGUUCACAAACGAAAAACUUCCACACAAGAUGACAAAUUAAAAUUUGAAAAACCAAAAUCACCUACAUAUGAAAAAUUAUCUCCUGAUGACCAAUUACCAGUUGACAAACCAAAAACUCCCACACCAGAUACAUUAUCUCCCGAUGAAAAAUUACCACUUGAAAAACUAAAAUCAACUUCACAUGAAAAAUUUACUUCUGAUGAAGAAUUACCAGUUGACAAACCAAAAUCAACUAAACCUGAUAAAUUAUCUUCUGAUAAAAAACCUUCUAAAGGCAUAAAAAGACUUGAUUUAUUAGGUGAUCUUAAAGAGGAAAUAAAAAUGACUCCCGAUGACAAAUUACCACUUGAAAAACCAAAAUCACCUGUACAUAAUAAAUUAUUUUUUAAUGACAAAUUACCAGUUGUAAAAUCAAAAUCACCUACACAUGAAAAAUUAUCUUCUGAUGAAAUACCUUCUGAAGGCAUAAAAAGACUUGAUAAUAAAUUAGGUGAUAUUAAAGAGGACAUGAAAAUGACUUCUGAUGACAAAUUACCGCUUGAAAAACCUAAAUCACCUAAACAUGAAAAAUUAUCUUCUUAUGACAAAUUACGAGUUGACAAACCAAAAACUCCCACACCAGAUACAUUAUCUUCCGAUGAGAAAUUACCACUUGAAAAAUCAAAAUCACCUUCACAGGAAAAAUUAUCUUCUAAUGACAAACUACCAGUUGAAAAACCAAAAUCAACUACACAUGAAAAAAUACUUUCUGAUGACCAAUUACCAGUUGACAAAUCGGAAACUCCCACACAAGAUACAUUAUCUCCCGAUGACAAAUUACCACUUGAAAAAUCUAUAUCAGCUUCACAUGAUAAAUUAUCUUCUGAUGACAAAUUACCAGUUGAAAAACCAAAAUCAACUACACAUGAAAAAAUACUUUCUGAUGACCAAUUACCAGUUAACAAAUCGGAAACUUCCACACAAGAUACAUUAUCUCCCGUUGACAAAUCACCACUUGAAAAACCAAAAUCACCAACACAUGAUAAAUUAUCGUCUAAUGACAUAUUACCAGUUCACAAACCAAAAACUUCCACACAAGAUACAUUAUCUCCAAAUGACAAAUUACCACUUAAAAAAUCUAUAUCAGCUUCACAUGAUAAAUUAUCUUCUGAUGACAAAUUACCACUUGAAAAACCAAAAACUCCCACACCAGAUACAUUAUCUUCCGAUAAGAAAUUACCACUUGAAAAAUCAAAAUCACCUUCACAGGAAAAAUUAUCUUCUAAUGACAAACUACCAGUUGAAAAACCAAAAUCAACUACACAUGAAAAAAUACUUUCUGAUGACCAAUUACCAGUUAACAAAUCGGAAACUCCCACACAAGAUACAUUAUCUCCCGUUGACAAAUCACCACUUGAAAAACCAAAAUCACCAACACAUGAUAAAUUAUCGUCUGAUGACAUAUUACCAGUUCACAAACCAAAAACUUCCACACAAGAUACAUUAUCUCCAAAUGACAAAUUACCACUUGAAAAAUUUAUAUCAGCUUCACAUGAUAAAUUAUCUUCUGAUGACAAAUUACCACUUGAAAAACCAAAAUCACACACACAUGAAAAAUUAUCUUCUUAUUACAAAUUACGGGUUGACAAACCAAAAACUCCCACACCAGAUACAUCAUCUCCCGAUGAGAAAUUACCACUUGAAAAACCAAAAACUUUUGAUGAAAAAUUACCAGUUGACAAACCAAAAUCACCAACACAUGAUAAAUUUUCGUCUGAUAACAUAUUACCAGUUCACAAACCAAAAACUUCCACACAAGAUACAUUAUCUCCCGAUGACAAAUUAACUUCUUAUGAUAAAUUACCAGUUGACACAUCAAAAUCACCUAAACAUGAUAAAUUAUCUCCCGAUGACAAAUUACCACUUGAAAAACCAAAAUCACCAACACAUGAAAAAAUAUCUCCCGAUGACAAAUUACCACUUGAAAAACCAAUAUCAGAUACACAUGAUAAAUUAUCUUCCGAUGACAAAUUACCACUUGAAAAAUCUAUAUCACCUUCACAUGAUAAAUUAUCUUCUGAUGACAAAUUAGCAGUUGAAAAACCAAAAUCACCAACACAUGAUAAAUUAUCGUCUGAUGACAUAUUACCAGUUCACAAACGAAAAACUUCCCUACAAGAUGACAAAUUAAAACUUGAAAACCCAAAAUUACCUACAUAUGAAAAAUUAUCUCCUGAUAACCAAUUACUAGUUGAAAAACCAAAAAUUUCCACUCAAGAUACAUUAUCUUCAGAUGACAAAUUACCACUUGAAAAACCAAAAUCACACACACAUGAAAAAUUAUCUUCUUAUGACAAAUUACGGGUUGACAAACCAAAAACUCCCACACCAGAUACAUCAUCUCCCGAUGAGAAAUUACCACUUGAAAAACCAAAAACUUCUAAAGAAAAAUUACCAGUUGACAAACCAAAAUCACCUAAACCUGAUAAAUUAUCUUCUGAUGAAAAACCUUCUGAAGGCAUAAAAAGACUUGAUUUAUUAGGUGAUCUUAAAGAGGAAAUAAAAAUAACUCCCAAUGACAAAUUACCACUUAAAAAACCAAAAUCACCCACACAUGAAAAAUUAACUUCUGAUGACAAAUUACCAGUUGAAAAACCUAUUUCACCGACACAUGAUAAAUUAUCUCCCGAUGACAAAUUUCCACUUGAAAAAACUAUUUCACCUUCACAUGAUAAAUUAUCUUCUGAUGACCAAUUACCAGUUGACAAAUCAAAAACUCCCAUACAAGAUACAUUAUCUCCCGAUGACAAAUUACCACUUGAAAAAACAAUAUCACCUACACAUGAUAAAUUAUCUCCCGAUGACAAAUUACCACUUGAAAAAACAAUAUCACCUACACAUGAUAAAUUAUCUCCCGAUGACAAAUUACCACUUGAAAAACCUAUACAUGAUAAAUUAUCUUCUGAUGACAAAUUACCACUUGAAAAACUAAAAUCACCUACACAUGAAAAAUUAACUUCUGAUGACCAGUUACCAACACAUGAUAAAUUAUCGUCUGAUGACAUAUUACCAGUUGAAAAACCAAAAACUUCCACACAAGAUACAUUAUCUCCCGAUGACAAAUUAACUUCUGAUGAUAAAUUACCAGUUGACAAAUCAAAAACUUCCACACAAGAAACAUUAUCUCCCGAUGACAAAUUAACUUCUGAUGAUAAAUUACCAGUUGACACAUCAAAAUCACCUAAACAUGAUAAAUUAUCUCCCGAUGACAAAAUACCACUUGAAAAACCAAAAUCACCAACACAUGAAAAAAUAUCUCCCGAUGACAAAUUACCACUUGAAAAACCAAUAUCAGAGACACAUGAUAAAUUAUCUCCCGACGACAAAUUACCACUUGAAAAAUCUAUAUCACCUUCACAUGAUAAAUUAUCUUCUGAUGACAAAUUACCAGUUGAAAAACCAAAAUCACCAACACAUGAUGAAUUAUCGUCUGAUGACAUAUUACCAGUUCACAAACGAAAAACUUCCACACAGGAUGACAAAUUAAAACUUGAAAAACCAAAAUCACCUACAUAUGAAAAAUUAUCUCCUGAUGACCAAUUACUAGUUGAAAAACCAAAAAUUUCCACUCAAGAUACAUUAUCUUCAGAUGACAAAUUACCACUUGAAAAACCAAAAUCACACACACAUAAAAAAUUAUCUUCUUAUGACAAAUUACGGGUUGACAAACCAAAAACUCCCACACCAGAUACAUCAUCUCUCGAUGAGAAAUUACCACUUGAAAAACCAAAAACUUCUGAUGAAAAAUUACCAGUUGACAAACCAAAAUCACCUAAACCUGAUAAAUUAUCUUCUGAUGAAAAACCUUCUGAAGGCAUAAAAAGACUUGAUUUAUUAGGUGAUCUUAAAGAGGAAAUAAAAAUAACUCCCAAUGACAAAUUACCACUUAAAAAACCAAAAUCACCCACACAUGAAAAAUUAACUUCUGAUGACAAAUUACCAGUUGAAAAACCUAUUUCACCUACACAUGAUAAAUUAUCUCCCGAUGACAAAUUUCUACUUGAAAAACCUAUUUCACCUUCACAUGAUAAAUUAUCUUCUGAUGACCAAUUACCAGUUGACAAAUCAAAAACUCCCACACAUGAUAAAGUAUCUCCCGAUGACAAAUUACCACUUGAAAAAACAAUAUCACCUACACAUGAUAAAUUAUCUCCCGAUGACAAAUUACCCCUUGAAAAACCUAUACAUGAUAAAUUAUCUUCUGAUGACAAAUUACCACUUGAAAAACUAAAAUCACCUACACAUGAAAAAUUAACUUCUGAUGACCAGUUACCAACACAUGAUAAAUUAUCGUCUGAUGACAUAUUACCAGUUCACAAACCAAAAACUUCCACACAAGAUACAUUAUCUCCCGAUGACAAAUUACCACUUAAAAAAUCUAUAUCACCUUCACAUGAUAAAUUAUCUUCUGAUGACAAAUUACCAGUUGAAAAACCAAAAUCACCAAAACAUUAUAAAUUAUCCUUUGAUGACAUAUUACCAGUUCACAAACGAAAAACUUUCACACAAGAUGACAAAUUAAAAUUUGAAAAACCAAAAUCACCUACAUAUGAAAAAUUAUCUCCUGAUGACCAAUUACCAGUUGAAAAACCAAAAAUUUCCACUCCAGAUGACAAAUUACCACUUGAAAAACCAAAAUCACCCACACAUGAAAAAUUAUCUUCUUAUGACAAAUUACGGGUUGACAAACCAAAAACUCCAACACCAGGUACAUUACCUCCCGAUGAGAAAUUACCACUUGAAAAACCAAAAUCAACUUCACAUGAAAAAUUUAUUUCUGAUGAAGAAUUACCAGUUGACAAACCAAAAUCACCUAAACCUGAUAAAUUAUCUUCUGAUAAAAAACCUUCUGAAGGCAUAAAAAGACUUGAUUUAUUAGGUGAUCUUAAAGAGGAAAUAAAAAUGACUCCAGAUGACAAAUUACCACUUGAAAAACCAAAAUCACCUGUACAUAAUAAAUUAUCUUUUAAUGACAAAUUACCAGUUGUAAAAUCAAAAUCACCUACACAUGAAAAACUAACUUUUGAUGACAAAUUACCACCUGAAAAACCAACUUCACCUACACAUGAUAAAUUAUGUUCUGAUGAAAAACCUUCUGAAGGCAUAAAAAGACUUGAUAAUAAAUUAGGUGAUCUUAAAGAGGACAUGAAAAUGACUUCUGAUGACAAAUUACCACUUGAAAACCCUAAAUCACCUAAACAUGAAAAAUUAUCUUCUUAUGACAAAUUACGAGUUGACAAAACAAAAACUCCUACACCAGAUACAUUAUCUUCCGAUGAGAAAUUACCACUUGAAAAAUCAAAAUCACCUUCACAGGAAAAAUUAUCUUUUAAUGACAAACUACCAGUUGAAAAACCAAAAUCAACUACACAUGAAAAAAUACCUUCUGAUGACCAAUUACCAGUUGACAAAUCGGAAACUCCCACACAAGAUACAUUAUCUCCCGAUCACAAAUUAACUUCUGAUGAUAAAUUACCAGUUGACACAUCAAAAUUACCUAAACAUGAUAAAUUAUCUCCCGAUGACAAAUUACCACUCAAAAACCCAAUAUCAGCUACACAUGAUAAAAUAUCUCCAGAUGACAAAUUACCACUUGAAAAAUCUAUAUCACCUUCACAUGAUAAAUUAUCUUCUGAAGACAAAUUACCAGUUGAAAAACCAAAAUCACCAACACAUGAUAAAUUAUCGUCUGAUGACAUAUUACCAGUUCACAAACGAAAAACUUCCACACAAGAUGACAAAUUAAAACUUGAAAAACCAAAAUCACUUACACAUGAAAAAUUAUCUCCUGAUGACCAAUUACCAGUUGAAAAACCAAAUAUUUCCACUCAAGAUACAUUAUCUCCAGAUGACAAAUUACCACUUGAAAAACCAAAAUCACCCACACAUGAAAAAUUAUAUUCUUAUGAGAAAUUACGGGUUGACAAACCAAAAACUCCCACACCAGAUACAUUAUCUCCCGAUGAGAAAUUACCACUUGAAAAACCAAAAUCAACUUCACAUGAAAAAUUUACUUCUGAUGAAAAAUUACCAGUUGACAAACCAAAAUCACCUAAACCGGAUAAAUUAUCUUCUGAUGAACAACCUUCUGAAGGCAUAAAAAGACGUGAUUUAUUAGGUGAUCUUAAAGAGGAAAUAAAAAUGACUCCUAAUGACAAAUUACCACUUAAAAAACCAAAAUCACCCACACAUGAAAAAUUAACUUCUGAUGACAAAUUACCAGUUGAAAAACCUAUAUUAUCUACACAUGAUAAAUUAUCUCCCGAUGACAAAUUUCCACUUGAAAAACCUAUUUCACCUUCACAUGAUAAAUUAUCUUCUGAUGACAAAUUACCAGUUGAAAAACCAAAAACUACCACACCAGAUACCUUAUCUCCCGAUGAAAAAUUACCACUUGAAAAACCAAAAUCACCUUCACAGGAAAAAUUAUCUUCUGAUGACAAAUUACGAAUUGACAAACCAAAAAAAGGCAUAAAAAGACUUAAUGAAAUAUUGGGUGAUCUUAAAGAGGACAUAAAAAUGACUUCUAAUGACAAAUUACAACUUGAAAAAUUAAAAUCACCAACACAUGAAAAAUUAACUUCUGAUGACAAAUUACCAGUUGACAAAUCAAAAUCACCUAAACAUGAUAAAUUAUCUCCCGAUGACAAAUUACCACUUGAAAAACCAAUAUCACCUACACAUGAUAAAUUAUCUUCCGAUGAUGAAUUACCACUUCAAAAACCAAUAUCACUUAGACAUGAUAAAUUAUCUCCCGAUGACAAAUUACCACUUGAAAAACCAAUAUCACCUUCAAAUGAUAAAUUAUCUCCCGAUGACAAAUUACCAAGAUCACCUACACAUGAAAAAUUAUCUUUUGAUGACCAAUUACGAGUUGACAAAUCAAAAACUCCCACACAAGAUACAUUAUCUCCCGAUGACAAAUUACCACUUGAAAAACCAAAAUCACCUACACAUGAUAAAUUAACUUCUGAUGGCAAAUUACGAGUUGACAAAUCAAAAUCACCUAAACAUGAUAAAUUAUCUUCCGAUGACAAAUUACCACUUGAAAAACCAAUAUCACCUACACAUUAUAAAUUAUCUCUCGAUGACAAAUUACCACUUGAAAAACCAAUAUCACCUUCAAAUGAUAAAUUAUCUUCCGAUGACAAAUUACAAAGAUCACCUACACAUGAAAAAUUAUCUUUUGAUGACCAAUUACCAGUUGACAAAUCAAAAACUCCCACACAAGAUACAUUAUCUCCCGAUGACAAAUUACCACUUGAAAAACCAAAAUCACCUACACAUGAUAAAUUAUCUUCUAAUAAAAAACCUUCUGAAGGCAUCAAAAGACUUGAUGAUAAAUUGGGUGACCUUAAAGAGAACAUGAAAAUGACUCCUGAUGAAAAAUUACCACUUGAAAAACCAAUAUCACCUACACAUGAUAAAUUAUCUCCCGAUGACAAAUUACCACUUGAAAAACCCAUAUCACCUACACAUGACAAAUUAUCUUUUGAUGAAAAACCUUCUGAAGGCAUAAAAAGACUUAAUGAUAUAUUAGGUUAUCUUAAAGAGGACAUAAAAAUGACUCCUAAUGACAAAUUACCACUUGAAAAACCAAAAUCACCAACACAUGAAAAAAUAUCUUUUGAUGACCAAUUACCAGUUGAAAAACCCAUAUCACCUACACAUGAUAAAUUAUCUUCUGAUGAAAAACCUUCCGAAGGCAUAAAAAGACUUGAUGAUAUAUUAGAGAAAUUACCACUUGAAAAACCAAAAUCACCAACACAAGAUACAUUAUCUACCGAUGACAAAUUACCACUUGAAAAACCAAAAUCACCUACACAUGAAAAAUUUUCUUCUGAUGACAAAUUACGAAUUGACAAACCAAAAUCUCCCACACAAGAAAAAUUACCUCCCGACGACAAAUUACCACUUAAAAAACCAAAAUCACCUACACAAGAUACAUUAUCUACCGAUGACAAAUUACCACUUGAAAAACCAAAAUCUCCUACACAGGAAAAAUUUUCUUCUGAUGACAAAUUACGAAUUGACAAACCAAAAACCCCCACACAAGAUACAUUUUAUCUUAAAGAGGACAUGAAAAUGACUUCUGAUGAAAAAUUACCACUUGAAAAACCAAAAUCACAUACACAUGAAAAAUUAACUUUUGAUGAAAAAUUACCAGAUGACAAAUCAAAAUCACCUAAACAUGAUAAAUUAUCUCCCGAUGACAAAUUACCACUUGAAAAACCAAUAUCACCUACACAUGAAAAGAUACCUUCUGAUGACCAAUUACCAGUUGACAAAUCAAAAACUCCCACACCAGAUACAUUAUCUUCCGAUGACAAAUUACCACUUGAAAAACCAAAAUCACCUACACAUGAAAAAUUUUCUUCUGAUGACAAAUUACGAAUUAACAAACCAAAAACUCCCACACAAGAAAAAUUACCUCCCGACGACAAAUUACCACUUAAAAAACCAAAAUCACCUACUCAAGAUACAUUAUCUUCCGAUGACAAAUUACCACUUGAAAAACCUAUAUCACCUACACAUAAUAAAUUAUCUUUUAAUGAAAAACCUUUUGAUGAUAUAUUAGGUGAUCUUAAAGAGGAUAUAAAAAUGACUCCUGAUGACAAAUUACCACUUGAAAAACCAAAAUCACCAACACAUGAAAAGAUACCUUCUGAUGACCAAUUACCAGUUGAGAAAUCAAAAACUCCCACACAAGAUACAUUAUCUCCCGAUGACAAAUUACAACUUGAAAAACCGAAAUCACCUACACAUGAUAAAUUGUCUUCUGAUGACAAAUUCUCAGUUGAUAAACCAAAAACUCCCACACAAGAUACAUUUUCUCCCGACGACAAAUUACCACUUAAAAAACCAAAAUCACCUACACAAGAUACAUUAUCUUCCGAUGACAAAUUACCACUUGAAAAACCUAUAUCACCUACACAUAAUAAAUUAUCUUUUAAUGAAAAACCUUUUGAUGAUAUAUUAGGUGAUCUUAAAGAGGAUAUAAAAAUGACUCCUGAUGACAAAUUACCACUUGAAAAACCAAAAUCACCAACACAUGAAAAGAUACCUUCUGAUGACCAAUUACCAGUUGAGAAAUCAAAAACUCCCACACAAGAUACAUUAUCUCCCGAUGACAAAUUACAACUUGAAAAACCGAAAUCACCUACACAUGAUAAAUUGUCUUCUGAUGACAAAUUCUCAGUUGAUAAACCAAAAACUCCCACACAAGAUACAUUUUCUCCCGACGACAAAUUACCACUUAAAAAACCAAAAUCACCUACACAAGAUACAUUAUCUCCCGAUGACAAAUUACAACUUGAAAAACCGAAAUCACCUACACAUGAUAAAUUGUCUUCUGAUGACAAUUUCUCAGUUGAUAAACCAAAAACUCCCACACAAGAUACAUUUUCUCCCGAUGACAAAUUACAACUUGAAAAACCAAAAUCACCUAUACAUAAUAAAUUAUCUUUUGAUGACAAAUUACCAAUUGUAAAAUCAAAAUCACCUACACAUGAAAAAUUAACUUUUGAUGACAAAUUACCACCUGAAAAACCAACUUCACCUACACAUGAUAAAUUAUGUUCUGAUGAAAAACCUUCUGAAGGCAUAAAAAGACUUGAUAAUAAAUUAGGUGAUCUUAAAGAGGACAUGAAAAUGACUUCUGAUGACAAAUUACCACUUGAAAACCCUAAAUCACCUAAACAUGAAAAAUUAUUUUCUUAUGACAAAUUACGAGUUGACAAAACAAAAACUCCUACACCAGAUACAUUAUCUUCCGAUGAGAAAUUACCACUUGAAAAAUCAAAAUCACCUUCACAGGAAAAAUUAUCUUUUAAUGACAAACUACCAGUUGAAAAACCAAAAUCAACUACACAUGAAAAAAUACCUUCUGAUGACCAAUUACCAGUUGACAAAUCGGAAACUCCCACACAAGAUACAUUAUCUCCCGAUCACAAAUUAACUUCUGAUGAUAAAUUACCAGUUGACACAUCAAAAUUACCUAAACAUGAUAAAUUAUCUCCCGAUGACAAAUUACCACUCGAAAACCCAAUAUCAGCUACACAUGAUAAAAUAUCUCCAGAUGACAAAUUACCACUUGAAAAAUCUAUAUCACCUUCACAUGAUAAAUUAUCUUCUGAAGACAAAUUACCAGUUGAAAAACCAAAAUCACCAACACAUGAUAAAUUAUCGUCUGAUGACAUAUUACCAGUUCACAAACGAAAAACUUCCACACAAGAUGACAAAUUAAAACUUGAAAAACCAAAAUCACUUACACAUGAAAAAUUAUCUCCUGAUGACCAAUUACCAGUUGAAAAACCAAAUAUUUCCACUCAAGAUACAUUAUCUCCAGAUGACAAAUUACCACUUGAAAAACCAAAAUCACCCACACAUGAAAAAUUAUAUUCUUAUGACAAAUUACGGGUUGACAAACCGAAAACUCCCACACCAGAUACAUUAUCUCCCGAUGAGAAAUUACCACUUGAAAAACCAAAAUCAACUUCACAUGAAAAAUUUACUUCUGAUGAAAAAUUACCAGUUGACAAACCAAAAUCACCUAAACCGGAUAAAUUAUCUUCUGAUGAAAAACCUUCUGAAGGCAUAAAAAGACGUGAUUUAUUAGGUGAUCUUAAAGAGGAAAUAAAAAUGACUCCUAAUGACAAAUUACCACUUAAAAAACCAAAAUCACCCACACAUGAAAAAUUAACUUCUGAUGACAAAUUACCAGUUGAAAAACCUAUAUUAUCUACACAUGAUAAAUUAUCUCCCGAUGACAAAUUUCCACUUGAAAAACCUAUUUCACCUUCACAUGAUAAAUUAUCUUCUGAUGACAAAUUACCAGUUGAAAAACCAAAAACUACCACACCAGAUACCUUAUCUCCCGAUGAAAAAUUACCACUUAAAAAACCAAAAUCACCUUCACAGGAAAAAUUAUCUUCUGAUGACAAAUUACGAAUUGACAAACCAAAAAAAGGCAUAAAAAGACUUGAUGAUAUAUUGGGUGAUCUUAAAGAGGACAUAAAAAUGACUUCUAAUGACAAAUUACAACUUGAAAAAUUAAAAUCACCAACACAUGAAAAAUUAACUUCUGAUGACAAAUUACCAGUUGACAAAUCAAAAUCACCUAAACAUGAUAAAUUAUCUCCCGAUGACAAAUUACCACUUGAAAAACCAAUAUCACCUACACAUGAUAAAUUAUCUUCCGAUGAUGAAUUACCACUUCAAAAACCAAUAUCACUUAGACAUGAUAAAUUAUCUCCCGAUGACAAAUUACCACUUGAAAAACCAAUAUCACCUUCAAAUGAUAAAUUAUCUCCCGAUGACAAAUUACCAAGAUCACCUACACAUGAAAAAUUAUCUUUUGAUGACCAAUUACGAGUUGACAAAUCAAAAACUCCCACACAAGAUACAUUAUCUCCCGAUGACAAAUUACCACUUGAAAAACCAAAAUCACCUACACAUGAUAAAUUAACUUCUGAUGGCAAAUUACGAGUUGACAAAUCAAAAUCACCUAAACAUGAUAAAUUAUCUUCCGAUGACAAAUUACCACUUGAAAAACCAAUAUCACCUACACAUUAUAAAUUAUCUCUCGAUGACAAAUUACCACUUGAAAAACCAAUAUCACCUUCAAAUGAUAAAUUAUCUCCCGAUGACAAAUUACCAAGAUCACCUACACAUGAAAAAUUAUCUUUUGAUGACCAAUUACCAGUUGACAAAUCAAAAACUCCCACACAAGAUACAUUAUCUCCCGAUGACAAAUUACCACUUGAAAAACCAAAAUCACCUACACAUGAUAAAUUAUCUUCUAAUAAAAAACCUUCUGAAGGCAUCAAAAGACUUGAUGAUAAAUUGGGUGACCUUAAAGAGGACAUGAAAAUGACUCCUGAUGAAAAAUUACCACUUGAAAAACCAAUAUCACCUACACAUGAUAAAUUAUCUCCCGAUGACAAAUUACCACUUGAAAAACCCAUAUCACCUACACAUGACAAAUUAUCUUUUGAUGAAAAACCUUCUGAAGGCAUAAAAAGACUUAAUGAUAUAUUAGGUUAUCUUAAAGAGGACAUAAAAAUGACUCCUAAUGACAAAUUACCACUUGAAAAACCAAAAUCACCAACACAUGAAAAAAUAUCUUUUGAUGACCAAUUACCAGUUGAAAAACCCAUAUCACCUACACAUGAUAAAUUAUCUUCUGAUGAAAAACCUUCCGAAUGCAUAAAAAGACUUGAUGAUAUAUUAGGUGAUCUUAAAGAGGACAUAAAAAUGACUCCUAAAGACAAAUUACCACUUGAAAAACCAAAAUCACCAACACAAGAUACAUUAUCUACCGAUGACAAAUUACCACUUGAAAAACCAAAAUCACCUACACAUGAAAAAUUUUCUUCUGAUGACAAAUUACGAAUUGACAAACCAAAAUCUCCCACACAAGAAAAAUUACCUCCCGACGACAAAUUACCACUUAAAAAACCAAAAUCACCUACACAAGAUACAUUAUCUACCGAUGACAAAUUACCACUUGAAAAACCAAAAUCUCCUACACAAGAAAAAUUUUCUUCUGAUGACAAAUUACGAAUUGACAAACCAAAAACCCCCACACAAGAUACAUUUUAUCUUAAAGAGGACAUGAAAAUGACUUCUGAUGAAAAAUUACCACUUGAAAAACCAAAAUCACAUACACAUGAAAAAUUAACUUUUGAUGAAAAAUUACCAGAUGACAAAUCAAAAUCACCUAAACAUGAUAAAUUAUCUCCCGAUGACAAAUUACCACUUGAAAAACCAAUAUCACCUACACAUGAAAAGAUACCUUCUGAUGACCAAUUACCAGUUGACAAAUCAAAAACUCCCACACCAGAUACAUUAUCUUCCGAUGACAAAUUACCACUUGAAAAACCAAAAUCACCUACACAUGAAAAAUUUUCUUCUGAUGACAAAUUACGAAUUAACAAACCAAAAACUCCCACACAAGAAAAAUUACCUCCCGACGACAAAUUACCACUUAAAAAACCAAAAUCACCUACACAAGAUACAUUAUCUUCCGAUGACAAAUUACCACUUGAAAAACCUAUAUCACCUACACAUAAUAAAUUAUCUUUUAAUGAAAAACCUUUUGAUGAUAUAUUAGGUGAUCUUAAAGAGGAUAUAAAAAUGACUCCUGAUGACAAAUUACCACUUGAAAAACCAAAAUCACCAACACAUGAAAAGAUACCUUCUGAUGACCAAUUACCAGUUGAGAAAUCAAAAACUCCCACACAAGAUACAUUAUCUCCCGAUGACAAAUUACAACUUGAAAAACCGAAAUCACCUACACAUGAUAAAUUGUCUUCUGAUGACAAAUUCUCAGUUGAUAAACCAAAAACUCCCACACAAGAUACAUUUUCUCCCGACGACAAAUUACCACUUAAAAAACCAAAAUCACCUACACAAGAUACAUUAUCUUCCGAUGACAAAUUACCACUUGAAAAACCUAUAUCACCUACACAUAAUAAAUUAUCUUUUAAUGAAAAACCUUUUGAUGAUAUAUUAGGUGAUCUUAAAGAGGAUAUAAAAAUGACUCCUGAUGACAAAUUACCACUUGAAAAACCAAAAUCACCAACACAUGAAAAGAUACCUUCUGAUGACCAAUUACCAGUUGACAAAUCAAAAACUCCCACACAAGAUACAUUUUCUCCCGAUGACAAAUUACAACUUGAAAAACCGAAAUCACCUACACAUGAUAAAUUGUCUUCUGAUGACAAAUUCUCAGUUGAUAAACCAAAAACUCCCACACAAGAUACAUUUUCUCCCGAUGACAAAUUACAACUUGAAAAACCAAAAUCACCUACACAUGAUAAAUUAACUUCUAAUGACAAAUUACCAGUUGAUAAACUAAAAUCACCUAAACAUGAUAAAUUAUCUUUUGAUUACAAAUUACCAGUUGAAAAACCAAAAUUACCAACACAUGAUAAAUUAUCUUCUGAUGACAAAUUCCCAGUUGACAAACCAAAAACUCCCACACAAGAUACAUUAUCUUCCGAUGACAAAUUACAACUUGAAAAACCAAAAUCAUCUUCACAUGAGAAAUUAUCAUCCGAUGACAAAUUACCACUAAAAAAACCAAAAUCACCUACACAUGAAAAAUUAUUUUCUGAUGACAAAUUACCACUUGACAAACCAAAAUCACCUAAACAUGAUAAAUUAUCUCCAGAUGACAAAUUACCACUGGAAAAACCAAAAUCAUUUACACAUGAUAAAUUUUCAUCCGAUGGCAAAUUACCACUUAAAAAAACAACAUCACCUUCACAUGAAAAAAUAUCUUCUGAUUACAAGUUACCAGUUGACAAACCAAAAACUCCCACACAAGAUACAUUAUCUCCCGAUGAUAAAUUACCAAUUGAAAAACCAAAAUCACCUACACAUGAUAAAUUAACUUCUGAUGACAAAUUACUAGUUGAAAAACCAAAAUCACCUACACAUGAUAAAUUAUUUUCUGAUUACAAAUUACCAGUUGACAAACCAAAAACUCCCACACAUGAUACAUUACCUCCCGAUGAUAAAUUACCAAUUGAAAAACCAAAAUCACCUACACAUGAAAAAUUAUCUUCUGAUCACAAUUUACCAAUUAAAAAACCAAAAACUCCAAUAGAAGAUACAUUAUCUCCCGAUGAAAAAUUACCACUUGAAAAACCAAAACUACCCAUACAUGAUGUUAAAUCUGACCUAAGAACAUAUACUUCUGGCGAACCUUCGUUUGAAACCAAAUCACCGAAAAGUUCAAAAGAUGUUAAAGUACAUUUUGCUGACAUGCGGGCUACUAAAAAGUUUAAUGAAAAGCCCUUAAAAAUGAUAAAAUUACCCAAAAGUCAAAAUAUUAAGAAUGAAAAAUUACCUUCCAUUGAUAAAUUAUCGGUUGUCACAACCAAAACACAUGGAGGAAAAGAUUUAUUAUUACGAGAAAGUAAAAAACCUGCCAGUUUUGUUUCAAAACAUAUAAGUUCUAAAGAAACAGUUUUUAAAAAUGAUCAGGAUAAGUCGUCUUUAUUAAACAAAAAACUUAGUUUUGAUGACAAACAUAAGAAUAAAAAAAUAAAUAUUUAUAAUACUACUUUAAAUAAAAACGAAAAAUAUUUAUUAAAUGCAAAACAACAUACUUCCUCCCUAAAUAUAAAAACACAACCUGUCCAAAGCCAAAAUAGGCAUGAAACUAACAAAGAAAGUGAUACAUUUGGAAAACGCCAUCAUUCCACAACUUACUUAGAAAAACCAAAACCACCCAUACCUAUUUCAAAACCUGAAACCAAAGUAUUUCCAAAAUUAUCCAGUGAACGUAAACAAGUAGAUAAUAAAUGUUUACCUAAAAGUAUAAAUAAAUCCAACGAAAAAGAAACUUUAUUACAUAAAUUAUAUUCUUUAAGUUCCACAACAAAAACCGUUAUCCAAAAAGAACAUACAACGUCUGAUAAAAUUUCAAAAUUAAAAAGACAUACGAAAACAUCCGUUGCAAAUAAACAAGCGUUAAAAGUUAAAGAAAGAGUAAGAAGACCUUUAAAAUUUUCAGAAACAGAUGUUGAGCCAGUUUCAUUAGAAACUGAUUCGUUCAAUAAUAUGGAAAUGCAAACAUCUGAGACUGAAUCUUACACUGACUUAAAACGUUUUCAAUCAAAAAAUAGUAAAUAUAAUUUAAAACCGGUAGAUAUAUCUAUGACCGGCGAUAUACUAGAAAUAACUGUAGAAGAUAAUGACUCUCGAUUACUUAUGCCAAUUGAUAAGGAAACUAAAAAAACUAAAUGUGAAAUUAAAUCAUCUCCUAAACGUACAUUAAAGCACAAACCUUCCAAAAUAGAAUGUGAUGCUGAUGUUAGUUCCGAAGAAGAACAUAAUUUUAACAAAUCGAUAAAAACUAAAGUUUUACGAAAAACAGCAAAAUCAUAUACCUCUCAAAAACAUACAACCAAAACAACCUUAGAAACUGAAACUACUCCAAAACAUUCGUAUCUCAAAAAAUCAGUUUAUAGUGUACCGAAACCUACUUCAAUUAUUAAAAAAUAUGAUAAAAGAGUUCAUGGAUACAUGCAAUCUACUGUAUCGAGUAGCUUAAAAAUAGACAAACCACUUACAGUUAUUUCUACAUCUGUAAAAUCUAAACAUGAGACAGAUAACAUAAAUGAAACAUUAAAAAAUAAGCCAAAUGCUGAAGAAAUUGGCGAAUUCAAAGAGAAUAUAUCUACAAGUAGUCACGCGUAUCAACGAACUACAAUUUCCUCACAACAAAAAAUUACCCAUUCCCGAGAAUCAACUCCAGUAAAAAGUAAACAAAAAGUUAACAGAAGUUAUUCUGAAAGUCCAACAGCAUCAAAAAAAGAAAGUUUUUUACUGGAUUCAAAUAAGUUUUCAAGUAUUUUAAAAUUAAGAAAUUCUCACGAUCAUGAUAGCCAUAUUAAUAAGAAUGAAAUAAUAACCCGCAUUUCUAGUCCAAAACCCAGUCCUUCCCCGACAAAAUUGCGUCGUACGUAUAUAACUGAACAUAUCAAAAAAUUUACAACUUCUUCAGAACCGUCCUAUAAAUAUAUUGACAGUGAAAAAACCGUCCAGUUUUCUGACCGUAUUCGUAGCCAAUCCGUGAUUCCAACAACAUAUCAGGAAUUGGUUUAUGAGGGACGUAAAAGCGCAAGCCCAACAUCUUUACCAGGAAGUCCUAUAAGGGUACGAUCUGCAAACGGUGGAGCCAAAGUUAUUACUUCAGAAGUUUUUACAAGAACCCGAAAUUAUGGUGGAUCUAUAGAAGUAAUAUACCGACAACCAUUUGAAAAUAUUAGAAGAGUCGCAUCCAUACUAAAAAAUGAAACCGAACUGUCACUAAUUGAUACAACAGACUCCAGUCUUUCGGAAUCAGUUGCAUUACCUAGUUCUCCAUCAGAUCAUGAUGUUAGUUCUGAAACUAAAUUUAAGAGUCCUUCUCCUAGGCAAAGAAAGUCCUUUGAUUAUUUACAGGAUACUACACACCGGGUAUCAGAUUUAAUUGCUUGUACUGAUGUAGAUGUUACUAUUGCCCAGGAAAUUUCCAGUAUUUCCAUACCAAGACAACUUGUUAUGUCUCAAUAUCAAGAAAUGGAAGAAACAUCUACAAAUCUUGUCGAAAGUCAGUCUAGCUUAAAAGAGAGCGAAGUAGAAUCACAUUCGGUAUUUUCCUUGGAAGAACGACUUUCUCCUAUACUAGAUAUUCAACUUGUAUCUCCACAAAGAAGAAAGUAUCAGUUCGACUAUGAAGAAAAAGAAGAGGGCGUUACCAUAUCAGGUAACACUACUACAUCUGUGUUGACUGAUACAAAAGCGAUGUCAUCCCACAGCAUGGCUUUCCGAAUAGAAACACGUAAAGAGGUACAACCCAAAUAA
Molecule: messenger RNA, 40422 nt
Organism: Brassicogethes aeneus
Lineage: Eukaryota; Metazoa; Arthropoda; Insecta; Coleoptera; Nitidulidae
Source: the annotation of a GenBank genome assembly